CAAAACCUGUGCACAACCUCGUUAUUGGGGUUGCUCUAGUAAUCUCCGGUCGGGUAGUCUGAAACUCCGGAAAGUUCACUCACUGACACUGACUGAUUUCAACGAUAAUGGUGACCGUCGGCAAACAUCUUCCGAUCACUCGUCUUCUCCUCUUCACACUCCUCUGCAUCUUGGCAGGUGGAAGUGAGUUGGAGAAGUCAGAACAGUACCCUUUAGUUAUAAGCACCUGGCCAUUCCUGGAAGCUGUUAGAGCUGCCUGGAGGGCUGCCGAUAGUGGUUCAUCAGCUAUAGAUGCAGUGGUGGAAGGUUGUUCAACUUGCGAGGAAUUGCGGUGUGAUGGUACAGUUGGGCCUGGUGGAAGUCCAGACGAGAAUGGAGAAACCACGAUUGAUGCUAUGGUCAUGAACGGGGUAACGAUGGAAGUUGGAGCUGUUGCGGGUAUGAGGUAUGUGAAAGAUGGCAUAAAAGCUGCGAGGCUGGUGAUGGAGUAUAGUACACACACGAUGCUCGUUGGGGAGAAAGCUUCGGUUUUUGCCAUUUCAAUGGGGCUUCCAGGUCCAACGAACCUAAGCUCGACAGAAUCGAUAGAAAAAUGGACCAAAUGGAAAGAAAACAAUUGCCAGCCUAAUUUUAGGAAAAAUGUCAUUCCUACAGACAACUGUGGUCCUUAUCGUCCAAAGGGCUAUACCUACCAGGACGAGACAAAAUGUUCGGUUGGACCUAAUGGAUCGGGAUCGUUUCAUAUAGGUCCUAACAACCAUGACACGAUAUCUAUGGCUGUUGUUGAUAAAAAAGGACAAAUUGCAGCUGGCACCUCUACCAAUGGGGCAACAUUUAAGAUUCCUGGGAGGGUUGGCGAUGGACCUAUCCCUGGGUCUUCCGCAUAUGCCAUUUCUGAAGUCGGAGCUUGUGGUGCAACCGGGGAUGGUGACAUCAUGAUGCGCUUCCUUCCAUGCUAUCAAGUGGUUGAGAGCAUGAGGCUAGGCCUGGAACCGAGAGCUGCUGCUCAGGAUGCAAUUUCGCGAAUAGCAAGGAAAUACCCGGACUUCACUGGGGCCAUUUUCGCUGUCAACAAGAGCGGCCAUCAUGCGGGCGCGUGCUAUGGAUGGACAUUUCAGUACUCGGUUAUGAAACCUGGGAUGAACGACGUCGAGGUUUUCACUGUUCUCCCGGAAACCAGGUCUGUUCGAUGAAGAUCGAUGCUUCAUGUAUCCUUAACAUGGUGUAUAUGUCUGUGAAGUCUACUGCAAAUCAAAGUAUAGAACAAAUGUGAUGAACAUUUUCUUGUCACCUCCCAACUUAAUCAUUAAGUGACGGUAUUGAUUGAUA
This is a messenger RNA of Ipomoea nil (Japanese morning glory), 1329 nucleotides long. Its product is annotated as probable isoaspartyl peptidase/L-asparaginase 3. The transcript is spliced from 7 exons. Gene Ontology annotation, biological process: protein deglycosylation. The record is from RefSeq and is a predicted model, not a curated record. Lineage: Eukaryota; Viridiplantae; Streptophyta; Magnoliopsida; Solanales; Convolvulaceae. Bases 108 to 1193 code for a protein of 361 amino acids. Gene Ontology annotation, molecular function: N4-(beta-N-acetylglucosaminyl)-L-asparaginase activity.